Messenger RNA from Oreochromis aureus, 3477 nucleotides. RefSeq names its product integrator complex subunit 4 (gene ints4). Gene Ontology annotation, cellular component: integrator complex. The coding region runs from base 66 to 2996 and encodes 976 amino acids. Gene Ontology annotation, biological process: snRNA processing. Lineage: Eukaryota; Metazoa; Chordata; Actinopteri; Cichliformes; Cichlidae. The record is from RefSeq and is a predicted model, not a curated record. The transcript is spliced from 24 exons.
ACUGUAAAGGGACAAUUUAUCCUGCUGCUGAAUGGAAACGCUUAGCUAACUGUGUGUUCAUAAACAUGGCAGCACAUCUGAAAAAGCGAGUUUAUGAGGAAUUUUCCAAAGUUGUACAGAUUCCACAUGAAGAAACUCCAGCCAAAAAGCUGCGUCUGUCCAAACCCAGUAAGUCUGCCGCUCUCCACAUUGACCUCUGUAAAGCCACCAAUUCCACCGAUGCCCUGCAGUACCUGCUGCAGUUUGCACGCAAACCUGUGGAGGCAGAGAGCGUGGAGGGUGUGGUCAGGAUCCUGCUGGAGCAUUACUACAAGGAGACGGAUAACUCUGUGAGGCUGAAGAUUGCCUCUCUGCUCGGCCUGCUCUCUAAAACGCAGGGCUUCAGCCCCGACUGCAUCGUUGACGAUGCCAUUAACACGCUCAGCAAUGAGAAGUCCCAUCAAGUUCUCGCCCAGCUGCUGGACACUCUGCUGGUCAUUGGUACGCAGCUGCCCGAGAGUCCUGCACUCAGACUGAGGCUCGUAGAGGUGGCCUACAAGCAUCUCUCUGAUACGUAUUUUGGGGUGAGGAAUAAGUGCCUACAGCUCCUGGGAUGUCUCGGCAUGGUGGACGCUCCUGUAGGAAAAGAAAACGAGGGCCCGGGCACAUCCUUAGGAGGAUUGAGGGAUGUCCAAAGCAUUAUCAGCGACUACUUUGGAGACCAAGACCCCAGAGUCCGCACUGCAGCCCUCAAAGCCAUGCUGCAGCUGCAUGAGAGAGGGAUGAAGAUUCAUCAGAUUAUUUAUGAUCAGGCCUGCAGGCUGCUCACAGAUGACUACGAGCAGGUCCGUUCUGCAGCAGUGCAGAUGGUUUGGGUGCUCAGUCAGCUGUACCCAGAGAGCAUCGUACCAAUCCCAUCGUCCAAUGAGGAGAUUCGGCUGGUUGACGAUGCAUUCGGUAAGAUCAGUCACAUGGUCAGCGAUGGCUCCUGGAUGGUUCGGGUGCAGGCCGCAAAAACAUUGGGUUCGAUGCUGCAGGUCAGUCCUCACUUCCUGGAGCAAACUUUGGAUAAGAAGUUGAUGUCAGACCUCAGGAGGAAGCGCACAGCCCAUGAACGAGCCAAGGAGCUCUUUGCUUCUGGAGAGUUCUCCUCUGGCAGGAAGUGGGCCGAUGACGCCCCCAAGGAGAAACUGGACACGAAUACAGUGAACCUCAUUGCCUCGGGGGCUUGCGGGGCAUUCGUCCACGGCCUGGAGGAUGAGAUGUUUGAGGUUCGUAUUGCAGCGGUGGAGGCGUUGUGCCACCUCGCUCGGUCAUCUCCGAGCUUCGCCGAGAAGUGUCUCGACUUCCUGGUCGACAUGUUCAACGAUGAGAUUGAGGAAGUGAGGCUGCAGUCCAUCCACGUGCUGAGAGAAAUCUCCACCCACAUCACGCUCAGAGAGGACCAGCUGGACACGGUGCUGGCCGUGCUGGAGGACUCAUCUCGAGACAUCAGAGAAGCUCUCCAUGAAUUACUGUGUUACACCAACGUCUCCACUAAAGAGUGCAUCCAGCUGGCUCUGCUGGAGCUGCUCAAGAACCUGAACAAAUAUCCCACCGACCGCAACUCUGUCUGGAAGUGUUUGAAGUUCCUGGGAUCCCGCCAUCCUACGCUGGUGUUACCGCUGGUUCCUGAACUGCUCAGCACACAUCCAUAUUUCGACACGCCAGAGCCAGACAUGGACGACCCAGCCUACAUCGCUGUCCUGGUGUUGGUGUUCAAUGCUGCCAAGUCGUGCCCCACCAUGCCAGCGCUGUUCUCCGACCACACCUUCAGACACUACGCCUACCUGAGGGACAGCCUCUCUCACCUCGUGCCGCCGCUAAGAUUGCCCGGCAGGAAGCAGGUGUACGGUCUCGACUCUGUGGACUCGGGUCCGGGUUCUGGUUCUGUGGAAUCUGCUCAGCUCUUCCUUCAACAGAGUCUCAAUAGAGUCAGCACCAUCCAGAACCUGGAGGCAUCUGGAGCCCAGGACCUGCUGGACUUGACCAUAAGAGACCUGCAGCGGCUCGGGGAGCUGCAGACGGAGCUCGCCGGAGCUGCUGAUUUCUGUGCUACAUACCUGCGCUGCCAGCUGCUACUAAUGAAGGCUCUGCAGGAGAAGUUGUGGAACAUGGCCGUCCCUCUGUGCCUCAAACAAAACGUCACAGCCACAGCAGCGGCUCAGCAGAUCUUGGAGGAAACCUACAAGCUGGAGUUUCUGUACAGCGGCUUGGAGAGCAGACAGGUGGCCACCAUACAUCAUGUUCGACUCCAGGCCAAAGCUCUGCAGCUCGUCCUGACUGCUCGCACCAGACAGGGGUUGGAUCUCCUCAUCGGCAGCUGUGAGAGGUUUUUGCAGGAUGUUGAGUCUUUUCAGAGGCUGUUUCUGACCGAGCUGCCACACCUCCAGGACAGUUUUGUGGAUAAGCUCUUGGAGCUGAUGCCGCGCCUGUCGUCCUGUAAGCCAGUGGAGCUGGUGAAAAUCCUGCAGACGACCCUGAGACAGAGCGGCCUGCUGCAGCUCAGACUGCCCGAACAGAUCCAUCGGGCGACGGCGACCAUCAUUGAGCCAACAGGUGAGUCUGACAACCCGCUGAGGUUCACGUCUGGCCUGGUGGUGGCGUUAGACAUUGAUGCAACGCUGGAGCAUGUCCAGGACCCCCAGAACACGGUGAAAGUUCAGGUUCUGUAUCCAGACGGCCAGAGUCACGUGAUCCAUCCUAAACCUGGAGACUUCAGAAAGCCCGGACCCCACAGACACCGACUCAUCACGCAGGUUUACCUCUCACACACAGCGUGGACAGAGCCAUCUCAGAUCGAGGUGCGUCUCCUGCUGGCCUACAGCUCCUCCUCAACCUCCCUGACCUCCCCUUCCAAGCUGGGGUGGAGCGAGAGCUUGGAGAGCCUCCCGCCAGCAGAGGCUGCCGUCGAGGGAACCAUUCCGUUUAGCAAAGCCGUUAAAGUCUUCAUCAUGCCCAAGCCCGCACGACGCUAACGCCUCACAGCUUAAACGUGCAGGACUUUUCUUCUUCUUCUGUUCAUUUCUAAUUCGAACUGUACAGGACACCAUCGUGUUUUCUCUUUGAGACACUUGAGAUGUGGGAAACAGGAAGCACUCUUAUUACGGUAAAGCUGUAGGAAGCACAAGACUGGGUUUUAUGGAAAAUGCGUUUUGUAUUCAAUUAUAAAGAAAAAAGAGAAAGUCAGGUGAUAAUGUUUCAAUCUGUACUUUUAUUUUGUCACAUGAUGAAUCAAACUGAACUCCUCCCUGUUUAGACAGCAGGUAACAUCCAUAGAUUUCAGGGUUUAUAACGUGUUGCUGCAUCUAAAGUCAAAUCUACAAAAGCUUUCUAAGAUGCCACUAAGAUUCUUUUCUGCCACCAUCUUAAAAAAAACUUUUCAUAGAGAGAAGGUGACUCGAUUUGUGAAUUCUGUUGUUUAAGAUGUUCAUUUACUUAAAGAUUUGACUCUGUUAA